AUGGCAGGGACAGCACGCCACGAUCGGGAGAUGGCGAUCCAGGCCAAGAAAAAGCUCACCACGGCCACCGACCCCAUUGAAAGACUCCGACUGCAGUGCCUGGCCAGGGGCUCUGCAGGCAUCAAAGGACUUGGCAGAGUGUUUCGAAUUAUGGAUGACAAUAAUAACCGAACCCUUGACUUCAAAGAAUUUGUGAAAGGGCUAAAUGAUUAUGCCGUGGUCAUGGAAAAGGAAGAGGCAGAAGAGCUCUUCCGGAGGUUUGAUAGAGAUGGAAAUGGAACAAUAGACUUCAAUGAAUUUCUUCUUACAUUAAGACCUCCAAUGUCUAGAGCCAGAAAAGAGGUAGUUAUGCAAGCUUUUAGGAAGUUAGACAAGACUGGAGACGGAGUUAUAACAAUUGAAGAUCUUCGGGAGGUAUAUAACGCAAAACACCACCCUAAGUAUCAAAAUGGAGAAUGGACCGAGGAACAAGUGUUCAGGAAAUUUCUGGAUAACUUUGAUUCACCCUAUGACAAAGAUGGACUGGUGACCCCCGAGGAGUUUAUGAACUACUAUGCAGGGGUGAGCGCAUCCAUUGACACCGAUGUGUAUUUCAUUGUCGUGAUGAGAACUGCCUGGAAGCUCUAA
This is a messenger RNA of Mirounga angustirostris (Northern elephant seal), 627 nucleotides long. RefSeq names its product calcyphosine like (gene CAPSL). The coding region runs from base 1 to 627 and encodes 208 amino acids. The transcript is spliced from 4 exons. Gene Ontology annotation, molecular function: calcium ion binding. NCBI's taxonomy places the organism in Eukaryota, Metazoa, Chordata, Mammalia, Carnivora, Phocidae. The record is from RefSeq and is a predicted model, not a curated record.